This is a messenger RNA of Diplodia corticola, 1533 nucleotides long. RefSeq names its product transferase family protein. Gene Ontology annotation, molecular function: acyltransferase activity, transferring groups other than amino-acyl groups. The record is from RefSeq and is a predicted model, not a curated record. The coding region runs from base 1 to 1533 and encodes 510 amino acids. NCBI's taxonomy places the organism in Eukaryota, Fungi, Ascomycota, Dothideomycetes, Botryosphaeriales, Botryosphaeriaceae. Gene Ontology annotation, biological process: secondary metabolite biosynthetic process. The transcript has a single exon.
AUGGACUCGCGCGCCUCCGCAUCCGUCUCUGCCGUCGCCGAGACGCGCGUCUUUCCCGCGUCGCGCGCCGCCGCCGGGGCGCUGGAGGAGCGCACCGCGCCACUCUCGAUCCUCGACGCCACCGUCGCCAACUUCAGCCCCACCGAGACGGUGCUGGCCUACGCCGCGCCCGCGCCGACUCCCGCUGCCCUGCGCGAGGCGCUGCGCCGCGUGCUGGAUGCGUAUCCGCAGUGGUGCGGCCGCCUGCACCGCCUCCCGUUCGACGCCGCCGCCCGCCGCUACGGCCGCCUGGCCCUGACCUGGGGCCGCGCCGACGACCCGGGCGUGGCCUUUGUCGACGCCCGCUGCGACAUGGCGCUGGCCAGCGCCGCUCCGCCCCGCCCCGCGCGCGAGCUGGACUGGGACCCGUCGGGCUUUCCGGCCGUCGAGCUGGUGCCCGCCACGCCGCUGGCCGCGCCCACCGCCCCGGGCGGCGACGACAGCCCGGAGCCGCGGCCAGCGCUGCUCGCCCAGGCGACGUCCUUCGCCUGCGGCGGGCUGGCCGUUGGUCUCCGCCUCGCGCACCCGCUCGCUGACGCCCACGCCCUCGCCAACUUCGUGCGCGACUGGGCCGCCGCAGCCCGCGGCCUCGCGCCGCCCGUCCCUGGCCCGCUCUUCGACCCCAGUCUCCUCGACGCCUACGCGGCGCCACCGCCACCCUCGGCCCGUGCCCUGCCGUGCAACCGCUUCGACUGGUGGAUCUCCAAUGCCGGCAGCCCCUUGCCGCCCGUCCACCCUCCCGCCGAGCUUCGGGCCGGGCCGCUCGACCCGCCCGGCACGCCCAUGCCCUGGGCCGACUGGGACGUGGCUGCGCCCGUCGCUGUGCGCGUGCUCCGCUUCUCUGGCGCCGAGCUGCUGCGCCUGUGGCAAGCCGCCGCCCGCGACGCCGGCGACGCCCGCCUCAGCCGGCUCGACGCCUUGCUGGGCCACGUCUGGUCGCGCGUCUGCCGCGCGCGGGGCCAGGCCGACAGCGACGAGCCGGUGACGCUCGACUACUCGCUGGGCGUGCGUGCGCGCCUGGACCCGCCGCUGCCCGAUCGCUUCGUGGGCUCGCCCCUGGUCAUCGCCGCCGCCACGGCGCCCGCGCGCGAAGUCUGCGGCGCCGCGACCAGCGCCAGCCUGCUGCUGCGCGCGACCGUCGCCGCGUUUACGCCUGCCGCCGUGGCGGGGCACCUGGCGGGCAAGCUGCAGGAGCAGAGCCCCCAGCGCCUGUGGCAGGCGUUCCUGGGGCGCAGCCAUCUGCUCGUCACCUCGUGGAUCCACACGCGCUUGUACGACGUUGACUUUGGCGGCGGCAGCCGCCCGCGCCUCGUCCAUGCUGCCAUGCCGCGCAUGGAUGGACUCGUGCAGCUGAUGGAGGCCCCGCCUGCCGAGGGCGUCCAGCAGCCUCCCAAGCACUGGGCUGACAACGGCGUCGACGUUCAGAUAUAUCUGGCUGCUCACACCAUGGAAAAACUUCUCCAGGACCCGGAGCUGAGGAAGUACCGGGAGUAG